Molecule: messenger RNA, 10515 nt
Organism: Argiope bruennichi
Lineage: Eukaryota; Metazoa; Arthropoda; Arachnida; Araneae; Araneidae
Gene: Fhos
Product: FH1/FH2 domain-containing protein 3-like
Exons: 28
Coding region: 83-5905 (1940 amino acids)
Biological process (GO): actin filament network formation; cortical actin cytoskeleton organization
Cellular component (GO): cytoskeleton; cytoplasm
Molecular function (GO): actin filament binding
Source: RefSeq, a predicted model, not a curated record
UCCAUCCGCGUGUGUUGUGCUGGCAAGAAGGAUCCUCAGUCUGUUGGUGAAAACGCUCCGAGCCAUGACACGCUGAGGGAUAAUGGCCUACUACGGGACUUACGGAUCGUAUUUGACAAGCGGAGCUGCCCACGGGACGCCUUCACCCAACAGAAAUGCGUUUCCUACGAAUAGUCAUUUGACGAACAGUGACCGAUCUCCGAGUAGAACCAGCGACCCAUACGGCUCACCUUACCCGAGGACAUGGCAGAUGCCCAAGAAGGCGACUUUCUAUUGCAAACGCCCCUCAUUCAAAGAGCAACAACAUUCCUCUGAUAGGAAUUCUAGGUUUGCGGAUUACCACAACUCUUACAGCUGGACUAAGGACAUCCACCGUUCCCUUAGCCCCUGCUAUGGGGACUACAGCUACUUGCAAAAAGGAGUGGACCGCAGUCCAGUCCGUCGCUCCCAAAAAUCUGCGAGGACUUUCAUGCCUUCCAGUAACACAGUAUGGACAGACCUGUCCAAGAGGUUCCCGAAAGUACUCCGAUACUCCAGUAAAACAGGGGAAAGUUAUAAGAAAUGCGAUGCCACAUAUGCGUCCUCUUAUAACCGCUCAAAUAUUCCAGAAGCAAGCGGGGGUUGGAGGGCCAGGCUUGCCCAGCAGGGCUACGUGGCCAGUACACGGAAAAUCGUUCGGCGACCCUGCCUACCUGAGCGCAAGUGGCACUACCUGGAUGAUGAGGAAGCUGAGGAGGAAGAGGCUGGAUACGAGUACCGAACGAGCCGUGGAACGCUCCCGGAAUCCGACGAGCAGCAGCAUGACAGCGUCAUCAGCCGGAUGAGGAGAAUGAAACUGCAAAAGCUGUCGGACGAGAGAGCUGUCGAAGAGAUCGCCGUACAGGUAGAUGAAGAAGACAUGAAACUGUCCAUAGAGCAAGAGGAGAGACGAGCGCAGAGGAGCUUCAUAUCGUCAAGGCACCAUUCGUGGUACGACACUGUACCAAUAAAUUACAAGAAAUAUCUGUCACCGAUACCAUGGCGAGGCACUUAUAUCUCAUCACGGUAUUCUAGGAUGGAGGACCCAGAGAACAAGGAAACUUCUCCUAAUCCGGACCAGGCAGAUGCCAACAAAGACUUUAGAAAAUCCGUGCUCAACGUCGAUUUGUCUCAGACAGAGGCGGAACUUUUUGCACAAAGGCAAGCCGAAACCAGAUGGAGGAAAGCUAUAGAAGAUAGUUACUGUACAUCAGAAGAUGGCUCGCCUAGUGAAACAGGCUACGACUCAUCGUACACAGAUGCAGACAGAUCUAGUUGUGAGACAGAGGGUUUCUUCACUGAUUCUCUAGACAGGUCAUAUGCGUACAGAAGUUCCCAAAGGAGUUCUCCGCUUGGGGAAGAUGCCCAUUUCCUCGAAAGUGCUGUCACCGUUGAAGGAACUUUCUUUCCUGAAUUCAAGCUCAAUGAUCAAGAAAUCCAAAGACUCACAGAGCAAUUUGCGGAUAGCACGGAUCUGACAAGCGAUGCCGAUGCAGAGGGAGCAUCGGAUGCAAUUCCACAUGGGGACAUCAUUGCUGAAAAUUUGUGCUUCAGAUUCAAAUCGUUGACAGAAGAAUCCUCUCAGAGGGAUUCUGGCUUUUCAGAGGUCUAUAACAAUUGUGAUUCGCCUAGUUUCAACGUUCAGCCUGACCAGGUAAUGGUGAGUUCGCAGCAGCAAUAUAGUGAGGCCAGGGAAGAUGUCAUCAGCGGCUGCUGUGAUGUUGACCAGCUACUAAUGGACAAAGACAUGAACUACACAUCUUUUCAAACGUUUGAGGAUUUUGAUCGAAUGAUAAAUCUGCACAAAUCCAAUGUUAGAACGAGAAUGACUUGCAAUGAGGAUGCUUUACACCGUGAGCCAAUGCGACUAGAUUUGCAGUCCUGCAGUAAGUUCAUCGGCAAAUGUCAUGACAUAGACGAGAUGCUGGGGAUGCCCACGCCCCUGAGCCCUGACUCGGAGGACACGACUCUUCAAGACAGUCGAUUCAUUCAGUAUGAGGAGGAAGCGGACGGCGGGAGUACCAUCGCCACAAGUAUCAUUGGUGGUUCAGAUAUCGCAAAUCUGGCCUGGGUCGUGGACCAGGAAGAGAAGAAAGUUUUGAAAAUCCCUCAGAGAACAUGGAAUAAUCACGAGUUAGAUGACUGUACUUUGCAACUCUACAGAUACAAUGGGUGCGAAGGGGAUUACGGGAAUUACUUGGAUCCAGAAUCGACCAUCGAUGAACAGGCUGAAGAUUUUGAGGAUUUCCACAACAACCGAAAGAAUGCCAUCAUCUUGAGGACGCAGCUCUCAGUGCGGGUCCACGCCAUCAUCGAGAAACUUCUUAAUUCCACUGGCCGAGAGCUGAGAAGAGCCCUCUUCUCCCUCAAGCAGAUCUUCCAGGAUGACAAAGACCUGGUCCACGAGUUCGUGCAGAACGAUGGCCUGGCCUGCCUCGUCAAAGUGGGCUCGGAGGCGGACCAAAACUACCAAAACUACAUACUGAGGGCCUUGGGCCAAGUGAUGCUGUACGUGGACGGCAUGAACGGUGUCAUCGAACACAUAGAGACCAUCCAGUGGCUCUACUCCCUCAUCUCCUCCAAGUACCGGCUGGUCGUGAAGACGGCCCUCAAGCUACUGUUGGUGUUUGUCGAGUACUCCGAUUCCAACAGCCUGUUGCUCAUGAACACUGUCAACCUCGUCGAUUCCGAGAAAGGUAUGUUGCCUUGGUCGAACAUCAUGAAUUUGCUCAAAGAAAAAGAUUCGGCAGACAUGGAAUUGUUAGUUUAUGCAGUGACCCUCAUCAAUAAGACUCUGAACGGGAUUCCAGAUCAAGACACGUAUUACGACAUCGUGGACCACUUGGAGGAGCAGGGGAUGGAGAACGUCAUUCAGUAUUACAUGUCCAAGCAGGGCACCGACCUCGAUCUUCUGCAGCAGUUUCAGAUAUACGAGGCUGUUUUGAAACACGAAGACGGUGUACCAGACACCAAACCUUUACCGCUGGAUGCGCGUUUUAGACAAAUCCCAAGGAGCCGCAAAUCAUUGGCUGACGACAACGACCGUCGGAAAAGCCGCAGGCACUCGGUGGGGACGGUGAGCAACGGGGACACCUCCAAACCUCUCAAAUUCCAUAGCAGGUCCCUCGAGAACACACCUGAGGAGUCGUCCUUCAAUUGGCAGGACAGAAAUCAAAACCACAAUGAACCAAAGAAAAAUAACCAAAUAAAUGGACAUAUGAAUGGCACCGAUCUCUCGGAAACAAACGGGCACGAGUACAGCGGCAUAACUCCUUCUUUGAGGCGGCGUCGGGAGAGGGACGCCCGCAACAAGUCCCUCAUUAAGGAGCAGGAAGAAAAUGGCCGCAGCCACCGCUCCGAUAGCCUCUCCUCUUGCGGCAGCCUUCUAUCAGACGAGCAGGCCUCAGAACUCAAGGCAACCUAUAACUCUUUGGUGGAUCGACAUCGUUCCCGGUUUGAGAAUCACAUUGAACUGGAAAACCGCAAGAACAAUGAAAUAACCAAACUAAAAGAAGAUAAGCUCAACGAGGACAACUCCAACCUCAGGCCGAACACGUUGCCUUACAACCAGAAUCAAAAGAAAUCUUGGAUGCUAUCUAUGAUGUACGGCAAGAGCCAGGAGGAAGAACCUAGAUCAACUGACAAUAAUCUCAGCAACGGCGUCGAAAUAGUGAACAACAACUAUAUUGUUUACAACAAAGCUAGAGAUGAAGCCAUUUCUUCCAACUGUAACCUUAAUAACCUGAAAAGGGAAGGAAGUGUGAAAGAUAUGCAAGAAAAGUUCAUAUACCGAAAUGGUGACAGUGGCGUUCGGUCACCGACAUUUGGGGACAACAUGUCUCGAAUAGGUGACUCCAGCGGCAUCAUUAGCAGAGCAAAAGAAGGAUUGGCAUCUAGUAAAACAUCUUCAAAGCCCACAUCUCCCUUGUCUCCAUCCGCUUCAUUUGUGCAAGAGAUUUCCAAGAAAGCGGAUAGCGAUGUUCAGUGGGAACAGUUGGUCAAAUCUGUUAAACGACCUCUGAUCAUCAAUGAUUUAGACUUCACGGAUCUCAGAUCUGAUGAAGACGUCGACUUCUUAGAGACUCUGGAUCCAGAAGUGGGCUCGGAUGUAAAUGGAGGACCUCCACCACCUCCCUUACCUCCAGGUUUGGGCCCACCACCUCCACCGCCUCCGUUGCCGCUGGGGGCAGGGCCCGUUGCCCCGCCCCCUCCCCCUCAAAUGCAAAAGAUGCCCCCUAGAGUAAACGGUACCUCCACUCCACCUACCUGGUUAAAGAGGAACCAACAUCAGCAUAGCCAAGACAGCUCAACUAAGAACUCGCAAACAAUGGCCAAUGGGAAGACGAAAAAGACGGUCAAGCUCUUCUGGCGAGAGGUGAAAGAAGACAAAUCUCUUCUGAAGAGAAUUGGCAAAAAGAAGACGAUAUGGGAUGAGCUGAAACCUGUUCCAGUGGACACCCAGAAAUUGGAACAUUUGUUCGAAAACAGGGCAAAGGAAUUGGUGAACAAGAAGUCCCAGGAGGCGGUACGCAAGAGCGAGAUCAUAGUGCUGGACACUAAACGCUCGAAUGCUAUCAACAUCGGCAUGACGAAACUGCCUCCCCCUAGGACCAUCAAAACGGCCAUCCUAAAGAUGGACAGCACCAUCAUGAACAGGGAAGGCAUUGAGAAGAUUCUGACGAUGCUGCCGACGGAAGAUGAGAAGACGCGCAUUGCCGAGGCCCAGAUGGCAAACCCAGAUGUUCCCCUGGGGACGGCCGAACAGUUCCUGCUCACGCUCUCUUCCAUUAGUGAACUCGAGGCUAGACUCAGGCUGUGGGCUUUCAGGUUAGACUACGAAACACUCGAGAAGGAGGUGGCUGAGCCUCUGAUGGACCUGAAGCAAGCCAUUAAGGAGAUAGAAACAAGCGAGACGUUCCGAGUGAUCCUGUCCACGCUGAGGUCUGUGGGCAACUUCCUGAACGGUGUCGAGAUCAAGGGUUUCCACAUCGAGUACCUAUCCAAAGUUCCUGAGGUGAAAGACACGGUUCAGAAGCACUCCCUGCUGCACCAUCUGUGCCAUAUCGUCAUGGAGAAAUUCCCAAAGUCCAGCGACCUCUACUCCGAGAUUGGGGCAGUCACCAGAGCGUCGAAGAUUGACUACGGUGAGGUGACAAAGAGCUUGAACAAAAUGGAAAGCGAGUGCAAGGCUUCAUGGGAUUACCUGAAGGCUAUUCUAAAGCACGAUUGUAACAUAACACUCAAGGUUAGAACAACCGAAUUUCUGACGGACUGUGCGGAAAGAAUAAUUGUUCUAAAGGUUAUUCACAGGAGAAUGAUCAACAGGUACCAUAAAUUCCUGGUGUACUUGGGUUGCACGAGCCAGAGUAUCGAGGAACUGCCUAUUCAGCGCUGCUGCCGAAUCCUAAGCGAAUUCGCCCUGGAAUACCGCACCACCCGUGAGAGAGUACUGCAGCAAAUCGAGAAGAAGGCCAACCAUCGGGAGAGGAAUAAAACCAGGGGAAAGCUCAUCACCGACAUGGAACGUUUCAAGACGAAGGAGCAACAGGCCGACCAGGAGCUUCGUCAGCUGCUGGGCAGCAAUGGAGCAGGGCCCACCGAGGACCACAAGACACAAAAAUGGGGCACAGUGCCUGGCAUAAGAGGCAGGGUCAGGCCCCAAAUCGGUCCAGGCGGCAGCCUCGGUAGGCACAGCGCUCCGGCCAAGGAGGAGGUGGAUGACGAGAUCCUGGAAAGCCUUGUGAAAACGGCCACCACGCAACCCGCACGAAACGAACCCCGCAUACGCAAGAAGGCGCGUUACGGGGACAGGAAGUCACUACGGCGAACUCUGAAAGGAGGUCUGACUGAAGAAGAACGGAACAUGCUAAGCACGAUGACUACUUGAUCAAAUCUGUGAUUCUACCCUCUUCCUCUUCUCAAGUCAUCAAGACAGUCCCAUUGUGAUACGAACACGAGAACUCUGUCUCGUUCAAAACUGGUUCGACUUCCCGCCAAAAACCUUUCCAUGCUGUAAGCAGCAGGUUGCAAGAAAGGAAAUCUUCUCAUAUUCAGAAAGCUUCAGUUGCCAUCACGUAUCUAUCACCUUUGACUUCCGAAACAGAUUCCGAAUUCUGCUACUGGAUUUCCUGUAACCGCAAUCAGAUCUUUCUGAAGGACUCGGUGGCGUAGUGAUAGUUCAUAUAGAGGCAUGCUACUGUUGUAAUGCUCUUUGUCCUUUUUAGCUUAAAAAAGAUGGCAAAUCCCUAAUAUUUUGUCUUCAUGGCGACCUUCAAGAUUACCUCUCAAUGCAAUCUAGACUUUUUUUUAUGCUAUCAUUACGCCACUGCCCAAAAAGUAAUCCACCGGAUCAUACCAAGGAGAUACUCGAAUGUUUUAUUUAUAUGAGAAGGGCACUUUUCGAUUUCCGAAAAUGUAUCAUUUUUUUUUUGUUGCUGUUGUUGUUGUUAUUCUAUUUUAGAAAAUGAAAAUUAACUUUUUAAGCAUUCUUGAAGUGGACAUUUUGUUUCAAAUUCAAAGAAAAGCAAUUUGUAUUUCACAAUGAUUCACCGUUGAAAUCUUGUUAUCUUCUUUCAUGUGUUAGUAGUAUAUUGUUGUUUGAAAUAUCGAAAUUCGAACUAUUAAACAUUCUCCCAGAAACCUCUUCAAUACACAAAAUUGUCAGUUCCCGAAAUAUUCUCCACAGAUGUCGGUCGAUGAAAUUUUUAUUGGACUUUAAAUUGACCACUGGGCCCUAAUUACAAAUCAGAGGACAAGCAAAGCUUAAGGACUUCUGAAUGGACAGCACAGGAGGAGGCCAUUCGGUGGGGUAUUUUUUUCACUAUUUGGCAAACGUUCCCUAUAGAAUUCGUGCCUGCAUUUUAGCCCCAGCAGCAUCCUAUCCUGUAAGUGUUGCCGUCAUCAUCCAUAAAAGAGCCGUCAUUGGCGGGCUAAAAAUUCACAAAUGUUCGUGUUAUCCAUGGAUACCAAUCAGAAAUAGAUGGUAAUUGGUACAAAAACAUAUCACUUCCGGUAAUGCGUCCAGCAGAACCUUGGUGGAAAUAAAGUAAUCCGCAUGAUUUUUCAUAAUUUCGUAAUAGCUCCUUAAAUACUCGCAGGUUUCUAAUUCAAUGGCUAUUACCUGCAUGUAAUGAAGAAAUCUGAAAAUCACGUGAGAGAAUGUGGCCCUUAUGUGUGAAUAGGUCUCUUGUUCAAUAUUAUUUCGUACAUCAAAGAUUCAAGAAAAAACGCCAAUAUAAUUUUUAAUAUAAUUCAUAAAAACUGUAUAUGAAUUAUAUUGGAGAAAAGCAAUAGGUUUAGAAAUGAUGGUUAACUGUCAUUUUCUAUAAGUAGUAAUUUAUUAAUUAUUAAACAUUUAAGACCAGAAAGCAUUCACUAUUGCACCUAUACGGCCGUUCAAAAAUAUUAUGUUUUUUAUCACUUGAACCGAAAUUUAUCAUUUCACGUGACAGUAUCUUAAGCUCUUUAUAUUAUAUUAAGUAUUAUUUAAGUAUUGAAUAAGUAUUAUGAUAAAAUGUUCUGGUUGCCAUCUAGGGAAGAGCUCAGGGUUAUUUGACUUUCAAUUUUGAAAAUCAAAUACCUCUCGUGUGUCUGCCUAUUCUUGUCUUCACUUAAGGCAGUAAUCCAGACACCACAAAUAUUGUAAUAAGAGGCAAGGAAGUGAAAUUAUCGGCUAACUGAUGAGAGGCGAGACAGAUUUCUUCUUCGAGGAUAAUGAAGUUCUGCAUAGAGCGAAGGAAGGGAUUAAAAAUAAGAAUUUGACAUCUAAUAUAGAUUAGAGGAAGAUCUAAAAAACAAAUGGAACUUUUUUGGAAAAUCAUAAAUUCGAUCAUUUUCCUUAGAUUUAGAUUUUCCUAUCGCUCCAUUUGAUAGCAGUUUUUAUAACACUUUUCUGACUUUUACACUUCUGACGUCUUUUGAUAGAUUUUACAAAGUUAGAUUUUCCAUUUCCAUUUUAGAGACAUUUAUAUAAAAUUAUUCGAAUUUUCCUACUCAGCUAUUUUUAAAUAGAAUUUUUGGUAUUUCUUCAGAAAACAUGCUUAAUGUGACUGAGACGAUUUCUUAAUGGGAUUUUAGCCCCUUUCGUAUCUGUAUAAGGAUUUUAAGCGUCACCCAUUUAUGAUUACGUCAAUAUAAAAGUCUUCGACAUUCAGCAAUAAUUAGAUGAUUUCAAUGAAUAUUCACAAGAAUAGUCGUUUGUUUGAAAGUGAUUUAAAUGGAAUUGUGAUUUCAAUGAAUAGCUCAAAAAUAAUAUCGAUUGUGAUAAUGCUGAAAAUGGCUGAAGAAAUUCACCUGAUUCUAAGUUAUAUUUUAAAGAAAGCACUUUGAAUUCUUUCUCUGGCAGGUUUUAUGCUAUCUGAAAUCGAACCUGUUAUUGCUAGUCAGAUAUGUUACUAGUUUAUUUUUCAUUUUUUUCAGUAACUUUCAUUUUAAUUUUUAAAAAAAAACUAAAAUAAAUGCAAUUAAAAAAAGAAAAGAAAAAUCUAUAUUAUAUUUCGAAAUAAAGCUUACAAAAAUAUCUGUUCAAACUUUUCAAAAACUUGAUCAAACUAUCUUUUUUAUUUUUUAUUGGUUGAUCAGAAACUUAUCGCUUCAUUGAUUGAAAACGAUGCCUCUGCACAAUCAACGAAUUCUUUCAGAUGCAAGACCGAUUCAAUCUUCUUUCUGUUCAUGUAUAAAUUCAUCGGACAAGAAAGAUAGCAAUCCGUGUUGUUAACUGCUGUCUUUAUUAAAUUUCGAAUAAACUUACACAUUAUCAAAAAACCAACAUCAAUCUAAGAAAAGAGAAUCUUAAAAAGACAGUUUCUUAUGAGGUUAGUACCCGUGGUAAACCCCAGUCUCGGAAAUAUACUGGUUAAAGCUGAAUAAAAAAUCUUUUGUUUAGAAUAAUUUUGUACAUUAAGUAUAUAUUCAACUGCUCUAGAAAUUUCAUAAAUGUCUUCCUGCUUUGUGCCAAACAUGUACUCUAAAAUUUGUUGUUUGUCAUUUUAAUUUCAAAAAUUAUUUCAAACUGUAUGUGAACUUUCUUAACGUAUUUUCAUUCAUUUGGUUAUUUUUAAUAACAAAAUGAUUCCCGAAUAAUCCUCCUACAUAGAGUUAAAUGAAGCUCAGGAUUAUAUUUACAUAAUUGUACUGUAACUGCUUGUAAUGUACUGAUGAAUUUUUAUUAAAAAAUCUAAGUUGACGGAUGGAAUUUUGUUCAACUUUUGCUUCAUACUUCGUGCUUUAAUGUCAGAAAAUCAAAUUCACAUGUAUUGAAUUUAUGUGCAUUAGAAAAAUUAUGUUGUUGAAGUUGAAAUAUGAUAAAAUGUAUUACAUUAAAAUUCAUAUUUAAAGCUAGACAAACUCGUGCCAAUUUUCCUUCCAUUAUGUGAACUUUUAUUUCAUCUUUUCAAAUUUCGUUAAAUGUGCCUAAUUUACUUCAUAAACUCAAACCGAAAAAUUUAUAUUGCCAGAAGGCAAAAUAAUGCUCUACAAAUAGAUCUGAAAAUGUGUUUUUUGAGUUGGUUCCUAAUUGCAUCCAAAUCAUCUAAUGUCGCCAAGAACGAGGGCAAUUGGCUAAUAAAAAAAUACAAAAAAAAAAAAAAAAAAAAACCCUCGAGUCUUAAAAUAAGCAAUAAAAUUCGCCGUAAUUUGAAGUUUUCUCUAGUCGCUUGACUUAACGUUAAAUUGGGAAUUCAGAUUUAAAAAAAUAUAUAUCAGAAUUUUCACUUCUUUUAUGAACAUUAGGAAACUUAUAUGUAAAUCAUUAAACUGCACUCUUCAUAUUGAAGUUUCAGUUUAUAUUAACGAAGCGGUACCCGGUUCCUUAAAAGUAUUAAUUGACUUAAAUAGUUAUUAUUAAUUAUUAUUUUAUUUAUCUAAGCAACUCUUUAUUUUUAAUUAUGUAUCGUUUUCUAUAAAAUUUAUUAAAUGUUAAAAAUAUUUAUUGCCAAUUUUAGUUUUAAAAAUAUCGUUUUAUCGCGCUUAUUUUAAGAUUCCAAUUUUUUUAAUUCGAAUUUUUAUUGUGGUUCUAUCAACUUUUAAUUAGUUACAUACUACAGUAUUUACCUUUAUUACUGGAUUUGUUUUUCUUUUUCUGCUCAACAGUUAAAACUCCGAUUUCAAUUGAAGCUUCUACGCAAGUGGGUAAAGCUCAUGUGAUGUAAUGUCUAAUAUAUAAUCCCUCCCACUGUAUAUUAUUUGCGGCUAUUUUUUGGAAAUGAUCAAAGCACUUGUUCCCUUCUCAAAUUUGUGGUUUUUAAUGACUGUAUGUGAGUGAGUUGAAUUAUUUUGUAUAUAUUUGAACUGUCAUCUCACUUGGCAGCUAGAGCUGUGAUUCUUUUUUUUUUUUUUUUUUUUUUGCUCAUAUUUUAUGUAUUGUUUUUGUUUCGAUUUUUGAAUGAGAAAGGGAGAGAACUUGCUCUCUCGUGCAUUUUAUUUGAAUCUGCAGUUGUACAUUUCACCCAAAGCUUUCAUAUGUUGAUUGAGAAGAAAUAAAUUGUUUAUACAUCUUAA